Molecule: messenger RNA, 4313 nt
Organism: Vespula pensylvanica (western yellowjacket)
Lineage: Eukaryota; Metazoa; Arthropoda; Insecta; Hymenoptera; Vespidae
Product: transcriptional regulator ovo-like
Exons: 10
Coding region: 1136-4015 (959 amino acids)
Biological process (GO): epidermal cell differentiation; regulation of transcription by RNA polymerase II
Cellular component (GO): nucleus
Molecular function (GO): DNA-binding transcription factor activity, RNA polymerase II-specific; RNA polymerase II cis-regulatory region sequence-specific DNA binding
Source: RefSeq, a predicted model, not a curated record
UCGAGGCAAUAGGGUCCGCCAGGAGCCUAGGUUAGUGGUGGGGAGAACUCAUGGUCGGGGCCUGUUGUCCCGUCCGAGAUCCCAACGUAGCUUCAGUCGCUCAUAAGAGAUCGAUCAAUCGGGUUUACCGAGUAGAAACGUCGGUCUUAGUAGGAUAACUGUAAAUCUACAGUAUACAUAUAAAGAGAGAGAGAGAGAGAGAGAAGGAGAUAUAUAGAUAGAAAGAAAGAAAGAGAGAGAGACAGUGUGUACAACGAACAUUUCUUUUGGACAGAGAAGAAUAUUUAAGAAUGUUUCGUCGUAGUGUUAUUUGUCGUUAGCAUGGAGUAGUGUUACUUCUUUUUUUUUAUUUCUCUCUUCGAUCGUUGCUCGAAUAAUUAAAAAAAAAAAAAGAAAGAGAGAGAGAGAGAGAGAUAAGGAAAGGACUCCAAGUUUCGAGAAAAAUUCUCGAACUUCAAUUUAAUUGUGCUACCAUGUACGUCGGGACUUUGAGUUUGCUUCGUUGAAGAAUUCUUUUUUUGUUGUUUUUGUCUUUUUUUUUUUUUUUUUCUUCAAUUAUCAUCACCAACAUCACCGUCAUCGUCGUCGUCGUCGUCGUCGUCGUCGUCUCGCUCAAGUAGUAUCUCUACUAUUUCUCGGACUUCGCGACAGUGUAUAUAUAUCGUAUAUACGUGUUAUACGAUAUCGUUUUGUCGUGGUACUAUUGUGGUUUCUUUCUUUUCUUUUUCUUCUUUCUUUCUCUUCUUUUUCGUCUUCGUCUUCGUCUUCUUCGUUGAAUCUAUCACGCCGACCGAAGAAAAAUAUCAACCGUAAAGAUUGAUUAUCAAGAGUUUGACGAGAGAAGAACGUGUUGGAUUUUUACAUCAAGUUGUAAAAGAGAACUAUUUCAUUGUUACUAUUUGCCAGGAAACGGACAUACGUAAAUAGUGGUGGAAAGGAAAGAAAAACAGAAAAAGAAAAAAGAUUCGGUGACCUUGACAGUCCUGGAAGGUCAUCGACACAGUUGGUUUGGUGCCGCGAUACCAAAAUAGGAAUCGUGGUGGGUGAUUUCAAAUAGUGUUUAGUGUAUAAAUAUUAUUCGACUUUAGAUCGGUGUUUAUUGUCCGUUAUACGGGCUGACAUUCAACAAGUAAAGAUGCCGAAGAUUUUUCUUAUUAAAAAUCGACUUCACCAGCAACAAUUGAGACUUCUCGAAGCUCAACAUGUUGGGAAAAGUCCUUCACCUUGCAGCGGUAAAGAGAGUCCUCUUGGUAGCUCGGAACCUCUCAGUUUAAUCGUUAAUAAACAUCAAUAUCGCGAUAAAACUGAAGAUGAUCGUGCUACUACUCCGGAAUCAUUAAGGAGCAGUAGUCCAGUACCAUCUCCACCACCGGUACCAUGUCAAUCGACGAACAACACGCCGUCGAGCACACCACCCAGACGUUUUAUUUCAAGUAUCCUUGGUGGGGAUGUACCAUAUGGAAGCAGAGGUCACGUAUUAACCCGCGCCGAACGAAAGGAAUACAGUACACCACCAAUUAUUCCCACACCCUCCGGAGAUGCUCCACAAUUUCUAACAAAAUCAGAGAAACUCGUAUUACCGAGGCCACCUACCCCACCGAAGGUCCCACGUGUCGAACCACCGACCAGAGUUUCCGUGAUUCAGAGGGUACCGCAUCAGAGUCAAGGUAACUCCAGAAGGGAAGAGAAGAUCGAAGUUCCUCAAAGUCAGGAGCCUGAGCAGGAACAACCGAUAGAUUAUGCCGUUCCAAAAAGAAAAGAAGAGGACGACGAAAGAGGCCGCGAGACCGCAAAAGUAUCACGCACCAUAUGUAAUUCCAUUGCUAGACCAUUAUUGGCAAUGAGGCUUUCCGGGCCGCAAAUCGUUCACACAGCCGCAGGACUUGGUAGGACCUCGAAUUCUGGCACGAAUAAUGGUUCUACCAGUUCGAAUUCGAGUUCUAGCGCUAGUAAUUCGUCUUCCUCGGCUUCGUCAUCAUCCUCGAACACGGGUAAUUCAUGCAGUUACUCAGGAGGUGGUACGUCCGGAGGAGGUGGUGGUACUGUGGGUGGUGGAGCUGGAGGGGGUGGAAUGAAUCCAGGUGGGAAUGGGGGUCGUGGUAAUUAUGCUCCAAGUUCACCACCUACUGGUUCUUUACCACCGUUCUACGAGUCCCUUAAAGGUGGUAACAACCUAGCCAAUUUCGCCAACCAAUAUACGACCAGUCAAGGUAACAGCUACCUCACGCCAACACCAGCGAUAGGCAUGGAAUGCGAUACGGGACAACAAGACGUAAACUCGCAACACGCUCAGUACAGCGCUCAGGAAGGGAAACAAUACUCGUUACUUCAAAAUGUUUGCGCGUCUUACGGUUUGGCAUUGAAGGAGGAAGAGGAUCUAUCCGCUUAUAAGAUUCAACCUAAUGAUUUAUUAUCUGGUCAAUAUGGCGCAUACGACGUUACGGAAAAUGGAAUGAUGGUCGACAUGGUGACCGGUGCCGUUGUCGAUCCAUUGCAAUUUACAGCUACAUUGACGUUCAGCUCGCCGUCCGAUCAUACGGCAUUGUUGGAAAGUCUGAACGAUGCAGCCGAUUUAUUUUUACCUAAAUUACAAGCCGGAGAUGGAGGUAACGAUUUACUCGAGGACUCGUUACAUUCGCCAGCCUCCGCUGGGAGCGGCAUAGUUCAGGACGCAGGUCAAAUGACCACGCCCGUAGAACCCAGCGUAGACCCUUUUCCUGAGCACAGUAUAGCCUUAACGAGAGGUUUCGAUGCAUCAAGGCAUUACAAUGGAACGCCGCAACAUUUUAAUACAAAAUUAGUUGGCCUCUCAUAUGCCACCGGCGAAGCCGGUUAUCAACCACUCGCUAAGGAACGUCCAGAACUGGCGUUACAUUUAAAUCAAAGUCAUCAAAACCAAUCGGAACCUCAGUUGCAACAAUUGCAAAUUCAAGUACAAUUGCAACAACAUCAGCAACAGCAGCAACAGCAACAACAACAACAACAACAACAACAGAACAAUAUGUCGCCUCAUCAUUCGCAGCAGCAUCAGGGAUUGUUGAGUCCUGGUCUUAGUUUUGUUGGUAGUGGAUUGGAAUUAGAUUCCGGUAGCAGCGUUGGAGGAAGUUUACCAAGUCCCGGUGCUACGAGUUGUUCGUUGGACGGUGCAUCUACCAGUACUUCUCCGUCAUGUGCGUUAAUGGAACAUGCUCCCAGUCCACCAAUUGGCGUAUCGAACGGUGUGAAUAACGGUCAAGUUAAUGGACAAGUUGCUGAACCGCCUCUAUCCCAACGGGUCGGUGUACUACAGCAAAGGUUGGGAUUGCCAGGUGAUUGUCAAUUAGAAUUCGUUAAUGGCGGUCAUGGUAUCAAAAAUCCAUUAGCUAUCGAAGGACAAAGACAGGCUACUACAAGUCGUGAGGAGGAUAGAGCAGCUCGACCAACAUCCGGAAAGGAGGAUGGACCAAUACGAUUCACCUGUCGCGUUUGUAGCAAACAGUUCAAUUUACAACGGCUCUUAAAUCGACAUAUGAAAUGUCAUAGCGACGUUAAACGGUACCUUUGUACAUUCUGCGGUAAAGGAUUCAAUGACACCUUCGAUCUAAAAAGGCAUACAAGAACGCAUACAGGUGUGAGGCCGUACAAAUGUAAUCUAUGUGAGAAAAGCUUCACCCAAAGGUGCUCCCUCGAAAGUCAUUGUUUGAAGGUGCACGGAGUACAACAUCAAUAUGCUUACAAGGAAAGACGUACCAAGGUCUACGUAUGCGAAGAAUGCGGUCACACCACGCAAGAACCGGAAGUGCAUUAUCUUCACCUGAAAGACAAGCACCCCUACAGUCCAGCUUUACUUAAAUUUUACGAUAAACGCCACUUCAAGUUUACGAACAGCAAUUUCGCCAACAUGUUGCUACAGGGUGGCAUGCUACAACGAGACUCACGGAUUUCGGAAAGCUGCGUUAAAUCAGCCUCGAAGACCUUCGAAAAACCACAUCAGCGUGCUACCUUGUUACAUUUGGGUCGAGCUUCCAGUUUCUGAAAGGGAGUUUCCAGAAGUGUCAGACAGAAGGUCUCGACGCAACCACGUGGGAACAUAUAAGAAGAAAGACAACACAAAGGCUAAGAGAAAUUAUCAAAACAUCGCGUUUUUUGCGAUGUCGCGCGAAAGAGAAAAAAGAACGAACAAAAAUUAGAAACAAUUUAUAUAGAUAUUUUUAAUAGUUCCGACAUUCUAUACACACCGUGCGUAUUAUAAAGAUUUAUUUUCUAAAUAAUAAUUAGAUGGAUAGAUAGAUAGAUAAAUAGAUAGAUAGAUAGAUAGAUAGAUAGAUAGUUAG